AUGGCCCCAGCUGCAGCGGUCUCCUUCUACACGGCUUGCUCGUCAAUGCGGCGGAGCUCAGAAAUUUCCCCCUUCUUCGACGCGGUUGCACAGAGUGAAACUCCCGAGGCCGACCAUUGGUCCGAGGAAGCAGAUGCGCCAUGUUGGCCGCAGGCAGGGCUGCGCGUCUAUGCAAUCGACUUUCUUGGCAGUGGCUACACUGACCGACUGGAAGCUGCGCUCAUCAGUGGGGAACGUGGAAGGAACCUAAGCAGCGUACAAGCUGAGCUUCUCCGGGGUGAAGGUCGCCGAGAAGUGGUCUCGGUUCCGCAGCUGCAUCCACUGGGCUCAGUGUACAACAUCUACACUUGGAGUGAGCAGGUGUGCGACUUCAUUGACGAGGUCGUGAAAGCCGAUGCUUUCUUGAUCGGAAAUUCCCUAGGUUCGCUCAUCGGAUUGCAGGCUGCCAUUGACCGCUCCGAUCGUGUUCGUGGGGUCCUGCUGGUGAACCCUCGCUUUCGGCAGGAGCAUGUCGCAGAGGCGCCUCCGGUGGCCAGGCCGCUGAUUGGAUUUGUGCAGGGCCUGCUCCGGGAGACCUUUGUUGGCCGGACCCUCUACGGCAUGUUGGCCAAUAAGGGCGCAGUGAAAGAGAUCCUCAAGGAGCCAUAUUACGACGCAUCUCAGGUGUCAGAUGAGCUGGUGGAUGUGCUGCUUGAGCCACUAUUGCUUCGAGGUGCGGCGGAAUCGGUUUUCGAUACCUUGUCGUACUCUACGGGGCCGCUGCUGGAGCAGCUGCUGCAGGACUCUCGUCUGGCCGCUCCCGUGUGGGCAUGCUGGGGAGACAAAGAUCCAUGGACUCCGCUGCAGCGAGCUUCAGCCCUGGCUGAGUUGCCUUCUGUGAAGAGGCUGAUCGAGUUUCCAGGAGUUGGGCAUUGCCCGCACGACGAAGCACCCAAUGUGGUGAACGCGUUGAUCAUGGAGUUCACGCGCAGUUGUUCGGAAGCGUCAUCUGGGGACAAAGUUUAA
Messenger RNA from Symbiodinium natans, 1005 nucleotides. Lineage: Eukaryota; Dinophyceae; Suessiales; Symbiodiniaceae. The record is from the annotation of a GenBank genome assembly.